AGCCUACAACUGAACUCCACCCUCACUGAUCUCUAGAGGCGUGUUAACAAAUCUCAGAUCCACAGAGAAGAGAACUUCAAAGCUGAGUUUACCAGACUUUUAUAUUUGAACAACUCGCACUCCAAAAGAUGCUAUAGCGUUACCUGUAUUUCUUAGACAAAUACAGUGUCAAAGUGAUUCAGCAGAAGCAUUGAGAGACAACAAGAGCUUUGAGCCAUGGACUGGAAGACGUUUCAAGCCCUACUCAGUGGGGUGAAUAAAUACUCCACUGCUUUUGGCCGGAUCUGGCUCUCUGUGGUUUUUGUGUUUCGAGUGAUGGUUUACGUUGUAGCUGCAGAGAGAGUUUGGGGUGAUGAGCAGAAAGACUUUGACUGCAACACUAAACAGCCGGGUUGUGCGAAUGUCUGUUACGACCACUUCUUUCCCAUGUCCCACAUUCGGUUGUGGGCCUUGCAGCUUAUCUUUGUCACCUGUCCAUCGCUGAUGGUGGUGAUGCAUGUGAAGUACCGUGAGGAGCGUGAACGGAAAUACCGGGUCAAACACGGCGAAAAUGCCAAGCUGUAUGACAACACAGGGAAGAAGCAUGGUGGACUGUGGUGGACAUACCUGAUCAGCCUGUUUGUGAAGACUGGUAUAGAGAUCACCUUCCUCUAUAUUCUCCAUCAUAUCUAUGAUAGUUUCUACCUGCCACGCCUUGUUAAAUGUGAUGUGUCACCUUGUCCCAACAUUGUGGACUGUUACAUUGGGAGGCCCACAGAGAAAAGGGUCUUCACUUACUUCAUGGUUGGAGCUUCAGCGCUGUGCAUCGUGCUUAGCGUCUGCGAGAUUAUUUAUCUCAUCUCUAAACGCGUUAUUCUCUGCGCCAACAAAUUAAAAAGAAACCACAGGAGCAGCACACCAAUUCAUGGACGAUACAGAGAUGAAGACAGUAACUGCACCCUGCCUAUGCAUGAGCUGGAGAGUAAACCAGAGUCUAAAUCAGAAUUUAGGUCUGAGUAUAAGCCUGAGUCUAAAGCACAGUUUAAAUCUGAGGCCAAGCCAACCUUUAAACCAGCCUACCGGCUAAAUGUGGACAUGAGAGCUUCUGCUCCAAAUCUCUCAUUACCUAUGUAUAAGAUACAGUCGGAUAUACUCUAGAAAAUCAGAGGAUCAUGGAUGGAACUAUAUUUUGUGCAUUCCUAUCAACAAUUAAUCUGGGUGCCUAAUCAAGCAUAUUUCUAACUAGUCUUUCAUCCUGUAUUGAGAAUCAAAACUGCCUUGGGUCCUUGUCAUUUAGCAGAUACAUUUGUGAAAGACUUUACACCAGCUUCAGGAAAUAGUGCCCUGGAAAACCAGCUGCAGGAAACAUUGGCCCGGAAAUACCAGGGCUUAAAUGUCUUGCCCAUUGCCGCUGUGGUAAUUAACCAGGAUUGUGUUUACAUGUGACUUGUGAUGCUUCCGUGACUUACUGGAAGCAAACCUAGAGUCUUUUGAAUACCUGCCUAGUUCAUUUAGGCUUUAACACCACAUCAAAAUAAUGCCUUUAAUAUCAUUACAAUGUUUAUAAGAAUGUGCUUUCAUUUUUCUUUCAAAGCAUUUCUUUGUUUAAAAACAACAGAAACCAUCAAAAGGUUAUCAAAUAACCAGGAACGCAUAAAUAGAGAACACACCUUGCAUACAAACCCCACCAUCACACGCACACAAAAAGAUUAGUAGUGGAGUACAGUAUAUGGGAAAUACAAUAACAAUGCCUCAUUGGUCUCACUUCCUAUUGUCUUCAUUUUUGUUGCUAAGAUUAAAUCAAAAGCAUACAUUAGAAAUAAAUAAAGCACAGGUGGACUCUAAUGGAACCUUUUGAUUUGAACUUAACAUUGAGAGGUACAGCUGUGUCCAUAAAAUGUUGACUACUAGCUGAGAUUUUUAAGGUGCUAGACACACUAUUGCCCUGUCAAUGGACUUAUACAUAAAGUGUUAUUUUACACAAAGUAACUGCUUUUUUAAAGAUCUGAUUCUGAACAGAUCUUGCAAAAUCAGUACUCAGUUGUUUUAUAUCUUUGAAAUAUGCAGUCAUUUUGCAAAUUUUGUUUAUUUUAUAAUGUAUUAAUAAUAUAUAGUUUUAAUUUUUUCAUAAAAACUGAAUUUUAAAAGAUAAUAUUUGAGACAGAGAUAUAUUUUUGCUGUGGUCAGUAACUCACAUGUGUGAUCUAUCAAUACCAGGUGGAAUAAAAAAAAAGUAAAACGACACAAUUUCACUUUGAGCAUUGCUACUUUUGACCCUGUCAGCAGGUACAAAAGUAACACACAGGUGGGUCAAAAGUAACACAACAGAACAAGAUAGAUUUUUGUGUUACACUUGUUUUUAGUAAAUAUACAUGACUAUGAUCUUGUUGAUAUGUAACUGCAAACAUAUUUUGUAAUUUAUCUU
Molecule: messenger RNA, 2404 nt
Organism: Paramisgurnus dabryanus
Lineage: Eukaryota; Metazoa; Chordata; Actinopteri; Cypriniformes; Cobitidae
Gene: gjb3
Product: gap junction protein beta 3
Biological process (GO): cell-cell signaling
Cellular component (GO): connexin complex
Molecular function (GO): gap junction channel activity
Source: RefSeq, a predicted model, not a curated record